Molecule: messenger RNA, 747 nt
Organism: Entamoeba invadens IP1
Lineage: Eukaryota; Evosea; Mastigamoebida; Endamoebidae
Exons: 1
Coding region: 1-747 (248 amino acids)
Source: RefSeq, a predicted model, not a curated record
AUGGACACAACCCAAAUGGAAUGUUUCAAUAAUGUUGAUUUCACUGACUUCGAUAGCAAUGAAACGGCUUCUUCAUGUACAGGCCCUGUAUCUACUUACGGCCACACAUUUAAGAAUUGCCUCUUCUCGUCCAAAAAAUUUCCAGAAAUGGAGACACGGACCAUGGAUGAUUUCGACUUUAUUCCCACGUCCAAAAUCAUCCCCGAGGGAAAGCACUAUAAAACACCAUUAAAAAGGCUGAACUAUCUACGAGAACGUAAAAUUAUGGGGAGAAACGAAGAGAGUCAAAUCAUUGAUGGUCUCCAAUACCUUUUGGUGGCAAGGCAUAACGCCGUAUUCUAUUACGUCAAGGAAAAACGAUCCAAAAAGACUAUUAAGUUCAGAGUACCAAAGUCAAUGGAACUUAAUGGGGUUAAGGCCGAUUUGGAGGACCUCUGCAAAAUAGGAGAGGUUUGGCUUAUUGACAACGGGUUUUGCUCGAGGUGUGCAGAGAAGAACGAAUCACAAAAAAGGUUACAGAGGUCAAAAGAAUCGGAAAUGAACGGUGCGUUAAUAUCAAUUCUUAACUCAUUGGGGUACUCAUUCCAGUUUAAAAAACUAAAGGACAAGAUUAACAGGAAAACAACGCCUUUUGUCAAAAUUCAAACUAUUAACUACCCCGACGGCGAAACACACCAAGUCGAAGAAAUAAAAAAAUUCGGCAAACUUUAUGACCAAAUUAUGAUGAAACAAAAUACGGAGGUGUGA